Molecule: messenger RNA, 1104 nt
Organism: Drechmeria coniospora
Lineage: Eukaryota; Fungi; Ascomycota; Sordariomycetes; Hypocreales; Ophiocordycipitaceae
Exons: 3
Coding region: 1-1104 (367 amino acids)
Biological process (GO): maturation of LSU-rRNA from tricistronic rRNA transcript (SSU-rRNA, 5.8S rRNA, LSU-rRNA)
Cellular component (GO): nucleolus
Molecular function (GO): RNA binding
Source: RefSeq, a predicted model, not a curated record
AUGGCACCGGAACUUCGAAAGAGAAAAUCCGCCCCUGAGAUGCAAAAGGCCAACGGCGUCGCAUCGAAAAAGGCCGACAAGACCAAGGCGAAUACGAAGCGCAAAGCUCCCGCGGAUGCAUCUCCCGUGGCCUUGAAGAAGCAGAAGUCGACCAAGAAGUCGACAGUGGCGGAAAAGGAAACAGAGAAGCCCACCAAGGCAGCCAAGUCUAAGAAGCAGGCCAAGACUGCCAGCACCGCUGAGAAGAAGCACGAGGAAGAAAAGUCCAGCGAGGACGAGCAGAAUGACAACGACAUGAUGCUCCUGGUAGACGAGCUCGACUCGGACGAGGAAGAAGCGGCAGAUACGAAAUCCGAGUUCAUUCCCGGCCAGGACGUCGGCAAGGUGCCCGCCAUUUCCAAAGAGGUUAUCGCCGCCGCCAAGCCUUCUACCGGGGAGCGAGGUGUUUUGUACAUCGGUCGCAUCCCCCACGGUUUCUACGAGCACGAGAUGAGGCAAUACCUCAGCCAAUUCGGCCCCAUCACGAGACUUCGCCUCUCGCGGAACAAGAAGACGGGCGCCAGCAAGCACUUUGCUUUCGUCGAGUUUGCCGAGGAGAGCACGGCCGAGAUCGUCGCCAAGACCAUGGACAACUACUUGCUGUUCGGACACAUUCUCAAAGUCAAGAUGGUGCCGAGGAACCAGGCGCACGAGGAACUGUUCAAGGGAGCCAACAGGAGAUUCAAGAAGGUGCCGUGGAACAAGAUGGCCGGCCAAAAGCUGUCCAAGCCGUUGACGGAAUCUGCUUGGGAGGCCAAGGUCGAGAAGGAGCGCGCCAACCGGGCGGCCAAGGCGGCCAAGCUCAAGGCAUUGGGCUACGAGUUUGACGCACCCGAGUUGAAGGAGGUGCCCGCGCCGGCGCCCAUCGAGGAGGCAAAGGAGGAGGAAGUCAAAGCCAUCGAGCCUGCCCCUGCCGAGAAGGCUGACGAGACGGCCGUGGCCGGCGCAACCAAGGUGGAAGCCGAAGGGCCGAGUGCCGAGGCAGCAACGAUAUCGGCGCCCAAGGCCAAGGCGGCGAAAGCAAAGGCAUCAAAAGGUGGAAAGGCGAAGAAGUCCAAGGCCUAG